Messenger RNA from Haliotis rufescens (red abalone), 4528 nucleotides. RefSeq lists its product as uncharacterized. The transcript has 19 exons. Lineage: Eukaryota; Metazoa; Mollusca; Gastropoda; Lepetellida; Haliotidae. The record is from RefSeq and is a predicted model, not a curated record. The coding region runs from base 585 to 3569 and encodes 994 amino acids.
AGAAGACAUGUUAUAUAAGGAGGGUCUUAAGACUUCCUUGUUAGAACGUACAUGGGCAAAGCUAUCACUGGUUGCUGUGAAUAGGGCGUUGCUGCGGCAUAGUGGAAGAUGAUAUAUCUACUGACGCUCUGUUUACUUGUCGCCAUAAUGGCAGGGCAUGUCAUACGUGCACAGUCAGAUCCUUGUGUGACGUUCGAAGCGUUUCCAAAUACUACUCGUCGAGGUGCAACAAAUCAGUUGUCUGCUGGUGAUACGGAAAUUGAUGACAGGGACGACCUAACUGACGUUUGGUACGGCAAUGUCCGGUAUCUACUCCUCGACACAGCCCCGGGCUUCUUGAAGUGUGGUACUUGGUUUCCCGUGUGGAGGCGAUCACACAACCGGUCGGUAGCAGAGAUGUGCGUCCAGUCCACAACCGACGACUGCCAACGACAAUUUUACAUCGAUAUGAAAGACUGCGAUGGUUACGAGGUGUAUCUGUUGAAACGUCCGCCAAUAUACAGAGCGGGCUUUUGUGUCGCCCCAAAUCCAGAAGCUGCUCCAAAGUUUACCAAAGUCCUUCCAUCAACACAAGUCUAAAACACAUGUUUGCCUCUAGUGAGUUACUGUUUCGAUGUCAGUUCAACCGGUCUUCUACGCAGAAGCUAUGGUACGAAACCAGCUGGUAUGUUAACGAUGUACUCACAACAACCUUUGAUCCCAUGGAAUGGACCUCGGGUGGAUUUGAUUAUGUUGCCAACAAUACCCUCACAGAGGCUAUUCUUAAAACGAAUGGCAUUUCAAAAGCAGGUUUUAACUUGUCUUGUGCUGUGAGAGCUCAAUUCGCUCAGGGCUUGCCGAAGGGGAAUCACUCCUUUUCUGAUAUGGACUUUAUUGGAAUCAAGAUUUUGCAACCAGAAGUUGUGCUGAAGGAAGGAGAGACGACAAAUGUCCACAUACAGAUGACAGUUCCUUUCGGUUGUGGCAACAUCACUCAGAUUCUGAUGACACCAUGCGAGUUUACUGUAGAGGUGGAGACAGCUGAUCCAGAUGGGUGUGGCCAAGCUGCUGUCAUCCAAUCUCGAUGUGGCAUUCCUAACAUACCCGCGACUGAUUGGUCUAGGCGUUCACCAAUCAAAGUGUUAGGCAGAAUUACACCAGAGUAUGGACGACAAUCGGCCAUUACAACACUGAAAGUGAAAGUUCCUGACAGUUUUGCUUUCCCAUUUUGGAAAGAAUAUCAUGUUGGAAAUAUUACGGUGACACUGGAGAGAGACACAGCCCUCAUUCAACAGAAACGCUGUUCAUCCACUAACGAUCCAUAUUUAUACACAUUUGAUGGAUUAUGGAAUCGAUAUGACUUGGCUGGCGUGUUCACAUUCUACCGACACCUUACCGACACAGUGGAGGUGCAAAUCGAGACAGAGAAUUGCGGGAGAUUUGGAUUCUGCAACUGUGGAGUAGCCGUGCGAUCUGGAAAGACAGUGUUUGAGCUGAGCCACUGUAACUCCAACAUCUGGCACAUUGGGUACACCUCAUGCCGAGACGGGGGAGGGGCCAUGGACGUGAAGCGGAGGGGGUCAUCAUACGAGGUAUACCUUCCUAGUGGAGCCAAACUUCAGGCGUACAUUGAUGGAUCCAGACUAAAUAUUUACUUAACCCCAUCCAUCCAAGACCGGAACAAGACUCGAGGCCUUUGUGGCAUUCUUUCGUCAACAUCAGAUGAUGACUACAUGACAAGAGAUGGGUCCCUGGCUCCGUUUGACCAGUUCACCAGUUCUUGGAGAGUCGAUCCCCCAAACAACCUCUUCGAACCUUCGGUAGUAUCCCAGAUAACGUCCAUUGCCCCGGCUGUGGACCAGUAUUGCUCUUGCGUCAAUACCAAGAUCACCUGCUCCGCAAUGACCGCAUCGCGCACCUGUACGGUGCCGGCAGGAUACAGAUCAGUUCCUAGAAGACAAUGCACUAUAUCUGGUGCAAGAAAGAAACGAUGUGCAAGGAAUCCAGUGUCGCGUGUGAGAAGGCAAACUAGAACUGGUGAUCCAGAAUGGGGAGGUGGUUGGACGGAACAGAGGGCCAAUGAAUUCUGCCGACAAUUGAUCACAUCGUCGAACACAACAGCAUUAUGUCAAGACGUUCCUGGUGUUGACGUGAACGCUAGUCUCAGCCAAUGUGUCACUGACAUACAGUUGAGCCAGUCUACUGAAUUCUCCCAACUUGAGCUGGACAGUGUCCGGGCACCUUGCAUUAAGGAAGUCAUGGUAAACCCAGCGUUGAGAGAAGUCCAGUCUGGGUCAUCGCAGUCCAUCUUCGACAGAGUCACAGAGCGGUCAUGUCUCGGGGAGUGCUCCGGAAAUGGAUUUUGUGUGAAUGGUUCGUGUGAGUGUAACACUAAUACCGGAGGUGAAGACUGUUCCGUGGAUCUCACCAAGCCUCCAGUUUUGUACGACGUUGCCGACGAUGGUCACUGUGACAUUGGAAACAGUAGUUGCCGUGAAGUCUCUGUGUUCGGUUCAGUGUUUACUGGUGGAGUGGACUCGAAGUGUAUGAUUAGAAGUUUCGCGGUGCAAGAAAACGGGCACAUGGAAUAUCAAGAAAUGUCCACUACAGCCGCUGUCGACGAAAGUAUAAGCGAAGUGUUGUGCUCGGUGCACACAAGAAAAAAGCGUUCAACAUCUUCUCCGGCCGACGUAGUUGCAGCUUACAACAUCUCCGUGUCCAAUGCUGACGACAUCUACAGUGACGGAAUUGUUGUGCUGGUCUACGACUCCAGGUGUGUCAUAGUCAACCAUACGACUAGACAAUGGAACAUUCAGGAAGGCUACUGUAUUCACAACAGGCUGUGUGUACAGGACGGGAGGCCAAAGUCAGGAUCUGACUGCGAAAUAUGUGACGCUUCCACCUCCCCCGCUGUCUGGAUCAACUCAAAUGCUUGUAGAUCAACUACUACUACGAACAGGCAAACCCAAACGAGUUCAAAUACAUACGGUGUACAUACUACUAACAUCCUACCAAAAACAAUUCGAACGUCAACUAUGCCACCGGAAGAACAUCGUACAACCCUGGUAUCAGCGUCUCGGGCAACUGGCAACACGGACAACUGGCAAUGGGCGACUACAACAAGCCUUCCUUCAAUAGCACAUACUACAACAAACCUUCCAUCACCAGGACAACCUACAACAAGCCUUCCAUCACCAGGACAACCUACAACAAACCUUCCAUCACCAGGACAACCUACAACAAACCUUCCAUCACCAGGACAACCUACAACAAGCCUUCCAUCACCAGGACAACCUACAACAAGCCUUCCAUCACCAGGACAACCUACAACAAGCCUUCCAUCACCAGGACAACCUACAACAAGCCGACCAUCGCCAGGGCAAACAAAUAAGAACCCCAUGCAGUCGGAACAGACAUCAACAGUAAAUUCCACGAUGCUUACCACUAGCAAGUCAUCACCGAAUGUUACGUCACCACCAAUAAGAGGAUCUGUUACAAUGCCAGAUUCGUCCGCUAUUAAAGACGUAAUGGAGUUUCGUUUAUUGUUACUUGCAGUCUUUUUGUCUGAUGUCUUCUUGGCAUAUUAUUGAUGUUACGAUGGCAGUUGGUGUAUAUGUUAUCUUCAUGUUGAUUGUUCUUGAAACGGCAUAUUAUAUGGCAUAUUUGUUCUACAGGUUAACAUAUUUAUGGGUUGUUUUGUAUUUUCAACAAAUGUUGUUUUUUUCAAUGCGUUCAAUUUAACUCUGAUUUUUAUUGGUGAAUUGUAUCGAGUAAAAUGUAUAUGUACGUGGUGGUAGCACUUAUUGGUGUAGAUUGCACAAUAUUAUUCAAUAUGUAGUGCUAUGUAGUAUCUUCAACUCUGUUGCAUUUCUCCUCCACACAAACGUAUAUAGUGUCAUGAGGUGUAUAUCUUGUAUUAAUCAGGUACAAUCCUACAUACGUUCCGUUGAAAUUCAUGUACAUGUGCACUUAUCACGAAGCACCCUAAACAUAUUUAGAUUUGGAUUGUAAAGUUAAACAUCUUAAGAGUCAAAACAUAAAGUAUUGUUUAACAAACAUUUACUCCUGCAUGCUGUUAUAUUUCAGCAAACUAAAGGCAAACCCAAAAAUAUGCAGAAUCAAGCCUUUAGUUUGAAUGUUUGGACUUAAAGAAAUUACUGAAAUGUGAUUAUGUGACUUGAAAAUAAUGACAGCGGACACACACAUUACACAUAAAUCAUCCUGAUUACAUUCCCCGUAUAGCACAAGGCUAUUAAAGAGCGAUGCACUGAUGUCUGCAAUGGUAUUCAACUCGAAAUGAUAUACAAUAUCCCUUUUUUUAUUGUUCCAAAGGUUGACUGUUUUAUGCAGAUAUUUAUAUUAGAUAUGGAAAGAGGUUUCUUGCAUUAUUACAUCGCCUGCAGCAGGUUGCGGAUUGAAAGACGGGUACGUCUCUGUUGAGAUAUCGAUAUAUUGUCGGAUUCAUGAAUUUUCCAUAUAUUUAAGCUAAUAAUGAAAAGUAUUUGUAAUUUUGAUAUUGAAUGUAAUUUUGAUGUUGUCAAUAAAGCUU